CCGCGCAGAGGCCUCUGGGAAACCGAGUCCACGAUCUAAAUAAUUGAAGCUCCCAUUCCCUUCUCUCCACCGCUAACAAGAUGCCGGCCGUACAUCACAAACUGCUCCUGGAGGACGCUUUGCAGGACAGUCCUCAGACGCGCUCCUUGCUCAGUGUGUUUGAGGAAGAUGCUGGGAUGCUUACAGACUACACCAACCAGCUGCUACAAUCAAUGCAGCGUGUGUUUGGAGCCCAGAGUGAGAUGGGAUUGGCCACAGAGCAGCUCUCGAGGCAACUUCUAGAUUAUGAGAAGAAAAAUUUUGCCCUUGGAAAAGGUGAUGAAGAGGUAAUCAACACUCUGCAGAACUUUGCCCAAACUGUAGGGGAGCUGAACUCACUCCACUCUGUGCUAGCCAACCAGAUGGCCGACAGCAUGGUUUUCCCCUUGAUCCAGUUCCGAGAGAAAGACCUUACAGAGAUAAGCACACUGAAGGAAAUAUUUGGCUUCGCCACUGAUGAGCACGAGGCAGCUAUGGUCAAAUACAGCCGACUGCCCAAGAAGAAGGAGAAUGAGAAGCUGAAGUCAGACUUGGUGAAGGAGGUCGCCUACACUAGAAGGAAGCAGCACCAGGCCUCACUGCAGUAUUACUGCGCCCUCAACGCCCUGCAGUAUCGCAAGAGAGUGGCUAUGCUUGAACCUAUGCUAGGCUACACACAGGCACAGAUCAGCUUCUUCAAGAAAGGUAUUGAGCUGGUCUCAAAGAAGAUGGAGAACUUUCUCUCCUCUGUGUCCAACAUGACUCAAAAUAUCCAGGCCCAGCUGGACACGGAGGCGGAGGCCAUGCGAGCGUCCCAAAGGGAGCUUCUGUCUGUGGAGGACACUGUCUACACGCUAGAUAAGGACACAGAGCCUGUCAAUCGCACACUUAUCCAGAAGGCUGGUUAUCUCAACAUUAGGAAUAAAACAGGCCUAGUGACCACAGCCUGGGACCGACUGUACUUCUUCACCCAGGGAGGGAACCUCAUGUGCCAGCCGCGUGGGGCGGUGGCGGGGGGCAUGGUGUUGGACCUGGACAACAGUUCCGUCAUGGCUGUGGAGUGUGAAGACAGACGCUACUGUUUUCAGAUAACCUCCCCCUCAGGCAAAACGUCAAUGAUUUUACAAGCUGAGAGCAAAAGGGAAUAUGAAGAAUGGAUUUGCACUGUGAACAACAUCUCCAGACAGAUCUACCUGACUGACAACCCGGAGGCUGUGGCCAUCCGACUGAACCAGACCGCCAUCCAGGCAGUCACCCCCAUCACCAGCUUUGAGAAGAGACCAGAGGGCUCACCCAACCCCGACAGAGCAAAGCCAGGAGGUGUGCAUGCUGCCAGUAGUGGUUCCCAGACGACGGGGGCUGCUCCGGAACCAGAAGACCUGAUAGCCCCUGGGACACCCAUUCAGUUUGACAUCAUGCUGCCGGCCUCCGAAUUUCAAGACCAGAACAGGACUGGAGGGAGACGCACAAAUCCAUUUGGAGAAACAGAUGAUGACUGUUCAACAGAAUGUGACGACUCCCUCCUGCAGCAAGUAUUCGCUGUGCGCUUCCAGGGCUCAAUGGCGGUGCGUUGUGGCAACAAUCAGGACGUGAUCUAUGAGGCCAUGAGGCAGGUGCUGGCUGCCCGAGCCAUACACAACAUCUUCAGGACCACUGAGUCCCACCUCAUGGUCACCAGCAGUAGCCUCAGGUUGAUUGACCCUCAAACUCAAGUUACAAGAAUAUGCUUCCAGCUUGGAGAAGUGUGUCAGUUUGCAGCACACCAAGAGAACGGGAGGCUGAUGGGGUUCGUGGUUGAGGGCAGAGACUGGAGUGACGGAGAUGAGGAGGGAGAGCCCUCGUUUAGCGCCUUCAUCUUUGAGAGCAACACAGAGGGCGAAAAGAUAUGUUACACCAUAAGCUUGGCAAAGGACAUUACAGAAGCCAAGAAGGACCCAGAGGCCCUGGCCCAGCUGAUGAAGAACAUGCCUCUGACCAACGACGGCAAAUUCCUGUUGCUGGAGCCUGAGACGGGCGACACGACCAAUGGAGCAGAUGAAGACCUGGAGUCUGAAGCCUAGCCCCAAAAGAGCCCCCAAAAGAGAUUGAAGGUGUAAUCAUGACUUGCUAGCCCUAACUCCGGUACUGUAACACCCAUAUUAGUGAUUGAGGUUCACUUCCACUGACCCUGGGUUACUAGAUCUGCAGUUCCUUUCAUGUUAUGAAAGCAGAAGAUGUUGGCAGGGGUUGCCUGGACCAAAAAGCUAAUCUCACGGUUGUUUUUCUAUGGUCAGACUGUAGCAUGGGUCUUUGGAUUUGUUUUUACACUAUUGUGGUUGGUACUUUAGUCUAAAGGGACAGUAAAUAGGUGUUGAUGGUGUUUCAUUGUCUUUUAAUAUCGACAGCCACCUAACAAAAGGUGGUGAAUCAUUUGUUUUAUUUUAGGUUUACAUUUAUUUCUAAGUUUACAUAGUUUGUUUGGACAGUUUAUUCCUUAUUCUUUUUUGUUUUACACAUUAACUCGUACGCACGGCAUAUAUGCAACUACUUUACUUUAUUUUUGUUUAUUCAUGUACAAAAAAAAUGUAUUGCACUUGCAAAGUUAAUAUCGGUUUAAUAAUGCUUAAUGACUACAGAAUGCACUAAUUGAGACAUUUGAAGCAUCUAUGACUUUUGAGACGAGGAAGGAAUUAAGAUAGGUUAAAAUCACAUCAGUUCCUUUUAUCCUCAGAGCAGUGAUUGUUGCAUUGCUUAUUAUUCCUCUGUCAGCAUGUGUGUCCUGGAGCAGUGGACAAAAUUGGCAUGAGUAAUUAGACUAAACGUUUUUGUUCUUGCCACUAUGAGGUUACACAUACAUGGCACCCUGACUAUCUGAAGCAUUCCCACUGAAAUUAAUUAGUCAUAUUUUCUGUGAUUCAACACUACCUGGACAAAAUAAGUCUUAACACAAUCUGUAUGCAAGGUCCUUGAGCAUUCCAAAUAUUCUUCAGUAAAAUUAGUACUUUGUGCUACGUUUUUUGAAUGCCUAUGUAAAUAUGAACCACCCGAGUGUCUAUGAUGUUUAAUCAGUUGGCUGCAUUAAUAGCUUUGAGUCAAUAUGCUAGGACUGAUGCGGUGCAUGAUUUAAUAAUGGCGUUCUCUUUCGGCCCCUUCGGAGAAUAUUAAAACCUCUAUACUGAGUGCUGAACUAAUACUAAAAAAAACAAAAAUAAGUCACUGAAAUGUUACAGUAGCACAUGUAGGCAGACCACAGCGAAGUAUAAUGUUAUCAUUGAAAAGCAACGUGCUCUUUGCGUAUACGUAUAAACAGAACAGAAGAAAGGAAAGCAAUUGAUCCAUGAAAUACUGCCUUCCCUCUGGAGCCCAAUGCAUUUUAUUCCAUUUCUGCCAAUUGAUGAUGAGCUGUACAACUAAUCUUCAUGGACAGUGGAAGCUUGUGAUGCGCUGUUUGAAUGUAACAUGUUUUUGUACUGUGUAAUACAGACAAGGUGAAAACCAUUGACUUUGAUCGUGAAAGUUAGAUUGUGUUGACCAGUGCAGUUGUGCUUGUUUUUUCUGCUCUACAUCCAAGCUCUUUGUAGAGUCACAUGUUAAACAAGGAAGUGUGAAUAUUGCAUUGACUGCCUGCUCUACUGGUAAAAUAAUUUAUGAUUAUGUUUGAUUGGUUGUAACACUACACAUUGUAAUCAAAGGAAUAGCUUGGAUGAGAAGAUUGAUACCACUAUCUUCUAAUCUAACUCUCCACCAUGUCAAACCUUUGCUUUAAGUUAUACCGAUUAGCCAUUUCUCUUUAUGUUGCCUGAUGCUAUACAGACUAUUUUCUCCAUCUAAUAGACUCGUAACCUUCUUCCUUGGGCGCUGGUUGAAAUGCUUUAAUUACACAAUUAAUAAAACUAGAGCAAUGCUUAGUGCGUCUGUCA
Messenger RNA from Etheostoma spectabile (orangethroat darter), 3917 nucleotides. RefSeq names its product adaptor protein, phosphotyrosine interaction, PH domain and leucine zipper containing 2 (gene appl2). NCBI's taxonomy places the organism in Eukaryota, Metazoa, Chordata, Actinopteri, Perciformes, Percidae. The coding region runs from base 81 to 2078 and encodes 665 amino acids. The record is from RefSeq and is a predicted model, not a curated record. The transcript is spliced from 21 exons. Gene Ontology annotation, cellular component: endosome membrane; cytoplasm. Gene Ontology annotation, molecular function: protein binding. Gene Ontology annotation, biological process: signaling.